Messenger RNA from Arachis duranensis, 591 nucleotides. RefSeq lists its product as uncharacterized. Lineage: Eukaryota; Viridiplantae; Streptophyta; Magnoliopsida; Fabales; Fabaceae. The transcript has a single exon. The record is from RefSeq and is a predicted model, not a curated record. Bases 1 to 591 code for a protein of 196 amino acids.
AUGGUCACUACAAGUGAUCAGGAGACCAAGAACGAGCCAAACAAGCUGUCAGAACAACCUGAAGAUACCUCAGCAGAGAAGCAGGAAAAAGAUCACCAACAACCCAAAAUCUUACAACAGGAGUUGCUGAGACUCUAUGCACCCUUUCCCCAAUUACUCAAUGGUGCUGUGGAGAAGAGAAUAUACUCAAGGUUUCUUGAUUUGUUUGCAUCCUUCCAUGUAAACAUACCAUUCAUCAAGACCCUCCAACAAAUGCCGACCUACAUCAAGUAUAUGAAGGAGCUGCUUCCCAAGAAAAGCUCACUCAAGGGAGGCCAAACUAUAGUGAUGAAUAAGGAAUGUAGUGCUCUCAUUCAACCAGAGUUGCCUACAAAAAGAAAGGACCCAGGGAGUUUCUACAUUUCCUGUGCCAUAGGAGAAACCAUGUUUGAUAAAGGACUCUGCGAUUUGGGAGCAAGUAUCAACUUAAUGCCCUUAUCCCUUAUGAAGAGGCUGCAGAUCAAUGAGAUAAUGCCCACAGAUCUAGUCAUCAGGCUGGCCGACAAAACUCAAAAACAAGCAAUAGGAGUGGUGGAAAACGUGUUGGUAUAG